AUGUAUACACGGGUCACAACGGGUCAACGGGUCGGGUCAAGGAUUGCGACCCCUAAUACUGACUGGCGCAAAUUUUACGAUCCUAUCGCAUUUCAUCGAUGGCGCAGUCUGUAUGACACUUUGGUUGCUUCACCAUCAACAGCAGCCAAUGAUUGGUCAAACCGAGACCGUCGCAAGUCGAUAUGCUCAUCAUCGGAUAUACGAGGAGGCAGCCAACAACAACAACAACAACAACAACAACAACAACAACCAAAUAUCCGGGACCGAUUUUCCGUUUUGCUCAGCACAUACAAACCGGAACGCAUUUACAAUCCAGCUUUGUACAUGAAAUUUUCGUCACUUGGCACAAAUUAA
Messenger RNA from Zychaea mexicana, 354 nucleotides. RefSeq lists its product as uncharacterized. The coding region runs from base 1 to 354 and encodes 117 amino acids. The transcript is spliced from 3 exons. The record is from RefSeq and is a predicted model, not a curated record. Lineage: Eukaryota; Fungi; Mucoromycota; Mucoromycetes; Mucorales; Lichtheimiaceae.